UCCUAGCUUCUUACUUUCCUAGAAUCAAUUCUACACCCUCAAUUCUAUUAAUUCCAUCCCUGCCCUCAUUAAUUUUUCUAACCCUUCUCCAACCGAAUUUUUUCUUUCUGCAGUCUUAUUAAAAUAAAUGUUGGUGAAGAGAAUAACAUUUAUUUUCUGCAGUCUUAACUCUCAAUUCUAUUAAUUCCAUUCCCCCUUCACAGUCCACUUUUCUCAACCAUAAUUCAACCACCCUUCCCAAAUUUAAUCCAAAAAUUUAUUACCAUCAGCUUAUAUAACAACAUCAUCUCCUACAAGGAAAAAUUGUGGUGAAGAGAACAACAAGAAGAAAAAAUUCUGCUCAAAAGAUAACAACAACAACAAGCAUUAUGGCUACGCAAAGGAAAGUUUCCGCGGAUCCUCCUUCAAGUAAUGAUAAAGUUCAAAGAUCUAAAGCUAGUUGGACGGAUCUUAAAGUGAAUGAAAUAUUCAUCCAAACAUGUUUGGAUCAAGUUAUCAAGGGUGAACGCAUUGGCACCAGCUUUACUAAGAAAGGGUGGAAAAACAUUGUUUGCCAAUUUCAUGAAUCAACUGGGAGAGAUUAUGACAAGAAUCAAUUGAAGAAUAGGUAUGAUACCUUGAAAAUGGAAUGGAGAGUAUGGUUUGACCUAUUUGGAAAAGUUACCGGAAUGGGGUGGAAUAAUGAAAGGAAUACCUUUGAUGCACCAGAUGAGUGGUGGGAGAAUAAACAAUUGGAAAAUCCUCUCUAUGGAAAAUUUAGAGAGAAAGGACUUCCAUUUGCUCAUGAACUAACCACACUUUUUAAGGGUGUGGUGGCUAACGGGGAGCAUGCUUGGGCACCUUCAAGUGGCAUAUUGCCCAAUGAGGACGGUGGUAUUGAUGUUGGUGAUUUUGGUCCAGGCCAAAAUAAUAUUGACUUGGAUGUGGGAGAAGGAUCGGGUGAUAGUGAAGAUGCGAGUAUUGGAGCAACAGGAGAAUUUGCAAAUAUUAAUUUGAAUAUUUCACAAGGAGAUGCUAGCCGAAGUAGUGGACAAAAGAGAAAGAGAGUCCGUGGUGUUGAUAAGAAAACCAAGAAAAAGACAACUCCCGCAUUGGCAAUAGCUGAAGCUGUGAAAGAGAUUGCUGAGACAUGUAAGGCGAGAAAUGAUGUUAUAAAUAAUGCAUCUAUUGGUGUAGUGAUGGCUGAGCUCCAUAGCAUGGAUGAAAUAACAAGUGAUAUAGACUUGUUCAUGAAAUGCUGUCAACUAAUGAUGUACAAGCCAGCUAGGGAGAUGUUUGUUUCCUUUGAAGGUUUUAAGGAUAGAAGAUUGGAUUGGCUUAAGCAUGCAGCAAAUAACCCUUUGCCAUUUAUGAAGAUGUAACUGUUUCGGAGCAAACUUAAGUUUUAGGAGUUAACUUAUAUUAGGAGUAAGCUUAAGUAUGAAUGCUAUAAGUAUUAGGAGUAAACUUAAGUAUGAAUCUGCUAUAAGUAUUAGGAGUAAGCUUAAGUAUGAAUUUUCUAUAAGUAUUAGGAGUAAGCUUAAGUAUUAGGAGUGAUCUUAUAUUAGAAGUUAUCUUUAAUGAUGUGGAUCCUUUUAGAACUUGCACCGUAAUAUGUAAUAUAUAAUUUGAAAUUUGAAUGAAGUGGAUCCUAUUAUGUGUU
This is a messenger RNA of Medicago truncatula (barrel medic), 1642 nucleotides long. Its product is annotated as L10-interacting MYB domain-containing protein. The record is from RefSeq and is a predicted model, not a curated record. The coding region runs from base 369 to 1361 and encodes 330 amino acids. NCBI's taxonomy places the organism in Eukaryota, Viridiplantae, Streptophyta, Magnoliopsida, Fabales, Fabaceae. The transcript has 3 exons.